AUGCCAAACGUGGCCCUAAAUUAUUUUUCCGCCCAAAUAUACGACUUUGGCUACAACAGCUGUGGCCAACUUGGCCGGAUGAGACAAGCUCUCAUACCCGACUAUUCCAGCGGAUGCUACGUUCUUGGUCGCGAAGACUACCCCUGGAGCUUGGAUGGAGAAACAGAUGACGAGGGUCAGCCUCACGUCGUCAUUUCUUCCCCUCAUAUACCGAAUUAUGGCUGGAGAUCUGAAGAUGAGCAUCCAGAUAUACCUAAGAAUUUGACGCAAGGGGCGCGAAAUACCGACCAUCUUGUUGAAUAUUUCGCAGGCUGGGCCAUCAGUAAUGUCGAAAAUUUCAGGUAUUUCCCUGUGCUGGUACAUUCCAUGCCCCAAUUACGAUGGGAAAAAUGGAGCCAUAUUGAGAUACUAAACUAUCCUGCUUUCUAUGAAAUAUACAUGAAGGCUGACAUAGCGGCCACUAGCGAGUCAACACGAAACCAAAAAGGUCCUUCUCAACCUGCGAUAGCUGACAGCCAAACUAGUACAUGA
Trichophyton rubrum CBS 118892 is the source of this 531-nucleotide messenger RNA. RefSeq lists its product as uncharacterized. The record is from RefSeq and is a predicted model, not a curated record. Lineage: Eukaryota; Fungi; Ascomycota; Eurotiomycetes; Onygenales; Arthrodermataceae. The transcript is spliced from 3 exons. The coding region runs from base 1 to 531 and encodes 176 amino acids.